AUGGAGGACGUGAACUCGAACGUGAACGCCGACCAGGAGGUGCGGAAGCUGCAGGAGCUGGUGAAGAAGCUGGAGAAGCAGAACGAGCAGCUGCGGAGCCGCUCGGGGGCCGGCGCGGGCAGCCCGUGCGGGGGGGCCGCGUCCUCGGCGUCGGCGUCGGCGUCCGCGUGCCCGUCGGGCGCCGCCACCCCGCCGCGGGGCUUGGCGCUGGGCCUGGGGCUGCCGGGCCUGGGCGGCCGGGGCCUGGGCGGCGGGGCCGGGCCGGGCCCGCGGCGGGCGAGCGGCCCCGACGAGCUGCGGGAAGCCGCCGCGUCGUGGCUGGCGGCGGGCGAGGGCGGCUUGCUGGACGAGGUGGAGCCGCUGCGGCCCGACGAGCUGGAGCGCCUGUCGGGCUGGGCUGAGGAGGAGGAGAGCUGGCUGUAUUCAUCACCAAAGAAAAAACUUACACCAAUGCAAAAAUCAGUUAAUCCAUUAGUUUGGUGCAGGCAAGUUUUGGAUUACCCAAGUCCUGAUGUUGAAUGUGCUAAAAAGUCUCUUAUCCACAAACUUGAUCAAACUAUGUCAGCUCUCAAGAGACAGAAUUUGUAUAAUAAUCCUUUCAACUCCAUGAGUUACACAAGCCCUUACAGUCCAAAUGCAAGUAGCCCAUACAGCAGUGGUUUCAAUUCUCCAUCCUCAACCCCAGUGAGACCUCCUAUAGUCAAGCAGCUUAUUCUUCCUGGAAAUUCAGGUAACUUGAGAAAUUCAUCAGAUAGAAAUCCUCCUCUGAGCCCUCAAUCCUCUAUAGACAGCGAACUAAGUGCUUCAGAAUUAGACGAAGAUUCCAUUGGAUCCAAUUAUAAGCUAAAUGAUGUAACUGAUGUACAGAUUCUAGCUCGGAUGCAGGAAGAAAGUCUCCGUCAAGAAUAUGCAGCUACCACAUCUCGGCGCAGUUCUGGUUCAUCUUGCAAUUCUACAAGAAGGGGUACUUUUAGUGAUCAGGAACUUGAUGCACAAAGUUUAGAUGAUGAAGAUGACAAUAUGCAUCAUGCAGUAUACCCUGCUGUUAACAGGUUUUCACCAUCACCACGCAAUUCACCUCGACCAUCACCUAAGCAGUCACCCAGAAAUUCGCCUCGUUCACGAUCUCCUGCUCGGGGCAUUGAAUAUAGUAGAGUGUCCCCACAACCUAUGAUUAGCCGCUUACAGCAACCUCGCCUUUCACUUCAAGGUCAUCCCACAGAUUUACAGACAAGCAGUGUCAAAAAUGAAGAAAAACUAAGACGUAGUCUUCCAAACCUGUCUCGAACAUCUAAUACACAAGUUGACUCAGUAAAAAGCAGCAGAAGUGACUCAAAUUUUCAAGUGCCAAAUGGAGGAAUACCUCGUAUACAACCUCAGGCUUCAGCCAUACCAUCUCCAGGGAAAUUCCGCUCUCCUGCAGCACCAUCUCCUUUGGCUCUCCGGCAACCAGUAAAAGCAUUUAGCAACCCUGGCUCUGGCGGCCAAGAUGCAACACAACUCACACAGACCACCUCCUCACCUGGGCCUCCCUUGGUUCAGAACACUGUGCCGGCAAAUCCCCCCAGCAAUAUCAACAGCACUACUUUGACCAGACCUGCAGGGACAUCCUCAAUGAGAAGCGGCUUGCCUCGACCCAGUGCCCCUUCAGCUGGGGGUAUACCAGUGCCUCGCAGCAAACUUGCACAACCUGUCCGCAGAUCCUUGCCAGCUCCUAAAACAUAUGGUAGCAUGAAAGAUGACAGUUGGAAAGAUGGCUGUUACUAACCAGCAAAGCCAAGAAUGCAGAGAUCCUCAGCUUCAUGGAUGCCCCUUCACCAGGCUAAAAGACAACUUUUAUAUGCAGACUGUUCAGAUAAGACUCUCGGGGUUUUUUUAAUCCCAGCCCUCUCUGUCUUAAAUAGCACAAACUGACAGAGAUGAUCAAGCAGCACUUUAAUGACAUUUAACAUCAGAUGUAUUUGGUAAUCAUACAACACUCUCCAUGGAUUCACUUUCAUUUUGUUGAUUAGACACAGAAUUGAUUUUCAAAUAUUUGACAGAGGCCAAUAUUGGGCAAAAAUUUAUGGAUGCCAAAGAGAAAUGCCCAUUUGUAAAUGAGAGAGUACCUUUGUGCACAACAAAUAGUAGACUUAAUCAAUCCAAAACUUGACACUCAGCUGAAUUUACUGUAUAAAUAGUAUCAAUAAAUAUUUGUGUUAAUGAGAAGUAAUAUUCUGACUAAUCAUCUAAAAAUGUUUCCCUAGUGUUUCACUAGAACUUUAAGAAAAUAGAUUGAGAUGGACAGGUGGGACGAAACCUGGGCAGAGUAUGAUAAUUUAAAUUUGGGAGAAUCCUAUGAAUUACUUCUGCAUAUUUCAUUCAUUAGACAAAAUUGCUUUGAGUUUUUGAUGUAGCUCUCAUAGCACCACCUCCGACAGUAUUCCAGCUUGCAUCCAUCCUGUUGCAUUGACAUAUCAGACUUCUGUGUGUUUGUUGGUUGCCAAAGGGCUUAAUAUCAGCUGUACAAUCUUUCUAGACUUGAUAGCUCAGGAAAGGUAACCUUUGCUAUUGAAGCCAGCUUCUUCAAUACUGUGCAGAACUGUUACACAAUUAAGAGAUCUCAUUUUUAUUAGCAGGUUUUCAUGAUGGGAAAGAGCAAGUAGUAUAUGUCUUUAUUCUUGAAAUAAAUAUACCACUUCAGUGCUAAUAACCUGGAACAAAACCAUAAUGAGAUAGAGGAGGGGGAAAAAAUCUAUGCAUUUCAUGUACAAAAGCUCUGGUAAUGACAGUUGUAUUGUUUAUCUUAUUUGACAUAACGGUUUAUUAGGUGGUAGGAAAACUAGCUUACUUGAGUUGAUUUACUUUAAAUAAGUAACUGUAUAAAACAUUCUUUGAAAAUACUGUCCCUUUGGCUUAAAUUCCUCCUUACGCCAAUUUUUGCAUUUUUGGUAACAUGAAACUACUAUUACUCAAAACCUGUUAAAUACUUGCUCUUCAAUAACUCCUAUGUAUAACCUGGAAAUCACUUAUUCUGGUUUUAUUACAUUAUUACCAAACAUAAAUUUCUGCAGCAGGUUAUUUUUUGAUGAUGAGAUCUGUUUUUAAAUCCUUAAGUUUGAACAGCUCUGUAAUAUUGGCAAGUGGCUCACAUAAAGAAUUUUAGACGUAAGUUUGACUAUAAGUUCAUUUUCUGUUAGUCAAAGACAUUCUGUAAGUUAGCAAGAGAAAUGGAGAGAGAAAUGUAAGGCUUGGUCUUCAGAAUUGCACGCGGUUGACAGGCUGAACAAUAGUUAAGAUUUGAAGCCAAGACCCUGAUUCUGCCAUGACUGACACCAAGGCAGUCUCACUAGCUUGACCAGUGGAGAGUUACUCGGCAUAGCACUGCAGAUCUGAGCUGCCAGUGCGGAUGUAUUUUUGAUGUGUGAUGCAAAGAAGACAUUUUAUCCUUGAAUUUGAGGGCAAAGGCAAAGGGGUGGUGGGUCAGGAAAGGAGGGCACCAGAAUUCCACAUGAUGAAUUUAAAUAUGUUACUUUUCAGAGGAAGAGAGAGCUUCUGCUUCAGGUGGGGGAGUGUCUUAUGUAAACUCAUCAGUAGAAGAACUAAACACGGUCUCUUUCGAACCACAAAUACACAAAACAAAAUAGGUCUAAGUUUUUAUGGAACAUUGCAAAAAAAUAUGCUGAAAUUUAAUAAUUACAGGAAUUUCAACUAUGAUGAAACAUCUAUUACAUUUUUUAAGUUAGAUUAGCUGUUUUAAAGGAGUCAGGUUAUUUGGCUUUGUUUUUAAACGACUGUAUCAGAAAAAAAAUCUAUUUUUUUUAAUUAAAAUAUUUCAUCACUUGUUUGGAACAUAUUUUAUCUGAGUUGGGUAAAGUAUUAUUUUACCUGCUGUUGUACUACCACGAACUUUUAGUUUCCUAAAGAGAAAAAUUGCCUUUUUACUAAAAAGCCUUUGUGUAUUGCCAAUUUUUCUGUUUGGGAAAAUCUAAGGAUUCACUGUGGUUAGUCUUACAGAAGAUAUGUGGGUUUAUAAACUAGUGCCUAUGAUUUUAACUUAUGUUUGAUAUAUAGUAGUAAGGGUUUGAUGAAUGUUGAUUAUUUUUUGUGCCAACAACCCAGAAUUGUCACUUAUAAUGUAAGCAGAAAACUAUGAACUCUGCUUCCAAAGUUAUUUAAUUUUCUCAGUGUUUGAAUGUUAUUUUUUGUAAGUGUGUUAAUAAAAGUGUAAAGAAUUGGAAAAAAUAUAAAUAUUCUUAACUCAAGCAUUUGCUGGAUCAUUUUUCUAUAAAACUUGUUUGUAUAAUAUAAAACACUCUGAAGAGUUGACUUUUUUCAGUUUUCAUACCCUGGAAAUCACAUUUUGUAAAGCUGGGGACCAUUCUUAAUUGUCAGAUACUUUUUAAGAUUAAUACAUCACUUUUAUAAAGUUUUUUUGAAGGAAAUUAGAUAUCUAUGUGGCCCCAGAUGUUUGUAUAAUUCUAGAAUGAUCUAGACUGUAUGUUUAAAUUAACUUUUUAUUAAAUGUACAGGCGUCCAUUUUUGACAUUACGCAUGGUCCUUUUAGAUCACAUGAAGUUUGAUUUACAAACAUUUCUAUAGCUGAACUUGUAUGUGUGGUUGCCUCCUUAAUAAACAGCCUGACCAUAAUGUUUAUUAUUAAAUUUAUAUUCGUUU
This is a messenger RNA of Suncus etruscus (white-toothed pygmy shrew), 4656 nucleotides long. It is a transcript of the gene SLAIN2, whose product is annotated as SLAIN motif family member 2. Gene Ontology annotation, biological process: microtubule nucleation; cytoplasmic microtubule organization; positive regulation of microtubule polymerization. Lineage: Eukaryota; Metazoa; Chordata; Mammalia; Eulipotyphla; Soricidae. Gene Ontology annotation, cellular component: microtubule plus-end. The record is from RefSeq and is a predicted model, not a curated record.